Molecule: messenger RNA, 3789 nt
Organism: Closterium sp. Yama58-4
Lineage: Eukaryota; Viridiplantae; Streptophyta; Zygnematophyceae; Desmidiales; Closteriaceae
Source: the annotation of a GenBank genome assembly
AUGCUUGGGGUGCUUGGGUUGCUGGGGGUGUCUCUGAAGCUCAACACCACCAGCUACCUCAUCUGGGCGUUUGCGCAGACAGUGUCCAAGACGCUCUAUUUCCACGGCAUGAACCAGGGCGGCUACGCGGUGGACUUUGCAUGCUAUCAGGUGCCUCAGCCCCUGUGGGGAGGUGGGCCCGACUACAGUGAUGACUCCGAUGCUGACAAGGACUACUCGAGCCCCUGGCAGGGCGCCAGUCUCCCCACCGACGCUGCUGCUGACGGUGCUGCUGGUGGCCUUACUGCAACGCUUGUUGACCAGGCCCCCCCCGCUCCGCCUCCCCUCCUCCGCCAGCCUGGUGCUGCACUGGAAGGCCACCACGGGCACCACCGUCGACAUGGAGCUGCAGGCAUUAACGUUGUUUCCCUCCUGCCACCCCCUUUUCCCCUUUCUCCCCUCCUUUCCCGCUUCUUCUUGCCACGUCCCGCCAGCCUGGUGCUGCACUGGAAAGCCACCACGGGGACCACCGUCGACAUGGAGCUGCACGCCACGUCAUCAGGCGCCUCGGGCGGGUGGUUCGCAGUGGGGUGGUCGACGAGCGGGACAAUGUACCCCGCGGAUUGCGUGAUUGCGCACGCGGCGGGGGCGGACAUCGGCGCGUACACUAUGGCGAGCUACGCCGGCGCCACAACCACGACCGCGUUCUCCCUCGGCUCGCCCACUUACUCUGCUGGCAUUGCCACAUUCUCCCGCACAGUGGGAACAGGAAGCAAGGUGAAGUUCGCCAACGGACCCAUGAAGACCAUCUGGGCCUACUCCGACGGCCAAUCUACCUCUUCCCUCUUCACCCCCACCACCCACCCGUUUCCCCACCGUCCCCUCCGUCCCCCCAACCCCAGAUUUUCCCGCACGGCAGGAACGGGAAGCAAGGUGACAUUCGCCAACGGACCCAUGAAGACCAUCUGGGCCUACUCCGACGGCCCAUCCACCUCCCUCGUCGGCCACGGGGGCAACCGCGGCAGCACCACCAUCGACUUUUCCUGUGAUGGCACCCCCGUUACCACGCCCUCUCCUCCUCCCCCUUCCGCCACCCCCUCCCCCCCGCCUUCCUCCGCCUCCCCGCCCCCCCCUGCCUCCUCCGCCUCCCCUCCGCCCCCCACUGCCACGCCGUCACCUCCGCCCGCGCCGCCGGCUGCGGGAGUGGCGUGCCCCGCGUCGGCUCUGGAAGGGUUUGAUUAUGAAGUGGAGCUUGGCGGGCCUAACAUGCUGCUGCACUGGACCCUCGCUACUAGCACCAUCAUCAAAUUCUCCAUAGAAGCACGCGGCAGCACCAUAGCCAAGGAUGGCUGGAUAGCCGUUGGAUGGUCGGGUAGAAAGGGCAAGAUGAAGGGCUCAGAUGCGGUCAUUGGGAACCUGCCUGGCGUGGUGGGGGUGCAUAUGAGUGGCUACACAUCAGCACUGGAGCCCACUCACAAGCCACCACCACUCCUCCCCCAGCUCUGCUCUAACCCCUUCCCCGUGUUCUCCCCCCUCUCCCUUUUGUUCAGUUUCACUCGCGAGGUGGGCAAGGGAGCAGUACCCAUAAAGCUCAACGCCACCAACUACCUCAUCUAUGCCUUCAGCACCACAGCCUCCAAGACUCUCGCCUUCCACGGCUGGAACCAGGGCGGCCUUGCGGUGGACUUCUCGUGCUUCAAGAAGCCCGCGGCCCUGUGGGGUGGCGGGCCGGAUUACAGCGAUGACUUGGAUUAUGAUAACUCAUUCAACAGUGCACGCGCUGCAAGCAUGGAUGGCGCUGCAGGCACCUCCUCGGCUGACGGUGACGGGGCUGUUGGCACUGGGGUCGGCAUGACAAAUGCUGAUUGGUUCAUUCUCCACUGGAAGGUCACAACAGGCACGACAGUCAACAUGGCACUGGAGGCCCAGACAGCAGCCAUCACGGGCGGGUGGUUCGGCGUGGGUUGGUCAGCAGACGGCAAGAUGUACCCCGCAGAUGCCGUCAUCGUCAACUCCGAUACCUACGGCGCGAUCGGCCCGUACAAGAUGGAGCACGACUCACCGACAGCCAUCAUCCCCUUUGCGAAUUUCCAGCUGGGUUCUGGAGCUACCUACACUAAGCCCGCUGCCAUCAAGGGUGCUGCUACCACCAACACCACCAGCGCUGUCCCGUUCGCCAGCGGCGUUGCCACCUGGGUUCCGCAAGCUACUCACACCAAGCCCGCUGCCAUGAAGGGUGCUACCAUCAACACCACCACGUACCCUGGCGGCGCUACCACCAACACCACCAGCGCUGUCCCGUUCGCCAGCGGCGUUGCCACCUGGGUUCCGCAAGCUACUCACACCAAGCCCGCUGCCAUGAAGGGUGCUACCAUCAACACCACCACGUACCCUGGCGGCGCUACCACCAACACCACCAGCGCUGUCCCCUGGGUUCCGCAAGCUACUCACACCAAGCCCGCUGCCAUGAAGGGUGCUACCAUCAACACCACCACGUACCCUGGCGGCGCUACCACCAACACCACCAGCGCUGUCCCGUUCGCCAGCGGCGUUGCCACGUACGUACCGUCUAUAUGUCUGCACUUAACCUUUGCGAGUUUCCAGCUGGGUUCCGGAGCUACCUACACCAAGCCCGCUGCCAUGUACCACGGCGGCGGUGCCACAAACACCACCAGUGCUGUCACGGACCCUGGCGGCGGUGUCCCUUUCUCCCGCACGGUGGGCACGGGGGACAAGAUCAACUUUGUCAACGGACCCAUGAAGACCAUCUGGGCCUACUCCGACGGCCCUUCCGGCGACUUCAGUGCCGGCCAUGCCGCCCAACGCGGAGUCGUCACAAUCGACUACAAGUGUGACCCCAACGCUGUCCCCGCCCCCCCGCCCCCCGCCCCUUCCACUGCCAAACCCCCACCGCCUCCCCCCUCUUCCACCGCCAAGCCCCCGCCGCCUCCUCCUGCUUCCACCAAACCGUCCCCGCCUCCCCCGCCGUCCUCCACGCCCAAGCCCUCCCCGCCUCCGCCCGCGUCGUCGUCUCCCCCGGCUGCGGGCGCGGCGUGUGCGUCGUCGUCGCUUGCAGGGUACUCGUAUCAAGUUGAGCUGAACGGACCGCUCGUGCUCCUCCACUGGACCUUCGCAACCAAGAAGCGCAUCCGAUUCGCCAUCGAGGCUCGCAAGGGCACCCUGACCAAAGAUGGCUGGAUGGCCGUUGGAUGGUCGGGCAACAAGGGCAAGAUGAAGGGCUCAGAUGCGGUCAUUGGGAACCUGCCUGGCGUGGUGGCAGUGCAUAUGAGUGGGUACAGUAAAGCGCUUGUAACGAGGACGAACGCGUUCGCUAUCGGGACUCCAUCGGUUGCUGCUACAUCUGAUGGCGGCACUACAAUCAUUUUCGCCAGGAAGGUGGGUACGGGGGCGGUACCAAUCAAGCUCAACGCCACCAACUACCUCAUCUGGGCCCUCAGCAGCACCGCCACCAAGACCCUCUCCUUUCACGGCAACCACCAGGGCGGCCUUGCUGUUGACUUCUCAUGCUACAAGAAGCCACGGCACCUCUGGGGUGGCGGGCCUGACUACAAUGAUGACUCGGAUUAUGACAACCCGCCUUUCUCUGGUGGUGGUGGUGACGAUGAUGACGAUGAUGGUGACAAUCAUGAUAAUCAUCAUAGCCAUGAUGGCCACGGUGACCACCAUGAUGACCACCAUGAUAACCAUCAUGACCAUCAUGAUCACCAUGACGACGGCGACCAUCACGACCACAAGUCGAAGCAUAGCGAGUCGUUGACCAGAAAGCCAUUCGCAGCAAGCAUGCCAUGA